Microdochium trichocladiopsis is the source of this 2904-nucleotide messenger RNA. Its product is annotated as GC-rich sequence DNA-binding factor-like protein-domain-containing protein. The record is from RefSeq and is a predicted model, not a curated record. Bases 1 to 2904 code for a protein of 967 amino acids. Gene Ontology annotation, molecular function: nucleic acid binding. The transcript is spliced from 3 exons. NCBI's taxonomy places the organism in Eukaryota, Fungi, Ascomycota, Sordariomycetes, Xylariales, Microdochiaceae. Gene Ontology annotation, cellular component: U2-type post-mRNA release spliceosomal complex. Gene Ontology annotation, biological process: spliceosomal complex disassembly.
AUGUCGUUGGGUCCUGGUGCGAUUUCCAAGGCUGACGCCGCUGCCUACUCGUCCUCUGAAGGCGACGAGGAUAGUGGCGCCGACGAUUAUGCGCAACCGUCCGCCGACCCUCGCGACGACGACUUCCACGACUACAACCCACGCAAACGCCGCCGCACUGGUCGCAACACGAAAGAGAGUGCCGCACUGGGUAUCUUUGCUUCCGACAGCGAAGAUGACAGCAGAAGGCCCGGUCAAAGGUGGAAGGCAAAGCAAGACCUUCGCCACAAGAAUGUGUCGUUCGUUUCGGCUGGGAAGAAAGACAUGCGCCCAGACGCCGAUGAUUACGACGGACUUGGCGCCUCUCGAAAUACGUACAAUGCGGAAGACAGCCCGCGCGACCACGACAGCGAGGACGAUGAAGACGAAGACAUGGGCGGUAUCGGCCUGGGAUUCCGCGCUGUGGCGCCUGGCUUGAGCUUCACUGGCACGAAUGGAACACCGAGCAAACCCCCGCCCGGAUCCAAGUCUCGCUAUGAUGGCACAAAUCCCCUUGGACGAGGCUUCGUUCCCUCCUCGGCAGCGGAGCCUGUGCUGAAGGAAGAGUAUAGGAACGAGACGACGCCAACCGGUACAACACCAAAACCUAGUGCUUUCAGUACUCGCGGAGGCGCCGCUGGCAAGAAGAUGACUUUCGCGCAGAAGAUGAUGGCGAAGAUGGGUUGGAAGGAAGGCCAGGGCCUUGGUGCCGAGGGCCAGGGUCGAAACCUCAUCAUUGAGCAAAAGCUCCGGCCUCAGGGUGCUGGUCUUGGUGCUGUGAAGGAGAAAUCUGCAAGUGAGCGGAAGGAGGAAAAGAGACAAAGGAAGAUGCGCGGAGAGGACGUCAGCGACUCGGAGGAUGAGAAGAGGAAGCGGAAAGACAAGCAACGAGGACAAAAGGCUCACGGGGUGGCAAGCGGUGUCACGAGCGGUGCAAGCACGCCACGUCGACCACCGAAGCCGAAGUUCCUGACGGUCAACGACAUACAGAAGGCUGCGCCGGGGUUACAUAUCCCAGACGCUUUCGCCCCGAUUUUGGAUCUCACGGGUAGGGAUCAAAGACUCCUGACAACGAGCUCAGGCUUGUUGACCCCAACGGCUGGUAUUGAAGGUGCAGAGCAGACGGAGGCUCGCAAGCUAGCCCGACGCGCCCAGAGUGACCUCGGCGCUUUCGUGGAGGAAUGGAAAAGCUUGGAGGAACGAAAAGCAUGGCUGGACAUGGAAUUGCACCAGCGCCAACAAGAAGUGGACGAAAUCGAGAGCGACUUUGGCGAAAUGAAAAUGUUCUCAUCCGUCCUGGAUGGAAUUUCUCGGGCAGCCGCGGAUAAGGAGUGGGAUCCCGUCAUCGCUGCCUUGAAGAAGGUGGAAGCUACAUCAUCAGAACACACGACAGAUGAAGAUCUAGCUGCAGUCGCAGUCGCUGCUGUUCACCCCUUCCUCAGAGAUGCGGUCCAAGGCUGGCAACCGCUAGAGGAUCCUAAGCUCGGCAAUUUCGCUACCGACUUAGCCGAGAUCAGAGGCACGCUUGGACUUAAGAAGAUAACGGGCCAAAAUGCGGUGUCCCGUUGGGCGGACACUGUCGUUGACGGCACACAUCGUCAUCAUCAGAAGUCGUCAACCCCAUACGAGAGCAUGAUAUACAAGCUCAUUUUCCCGAAGCUAGUCACAACCGUGGCACAAAGUUGGGACGUAUUCGACCCUGCCCCCCUAUUGUCCGUACUCGAGCGGUGGAAGGAGCUUUUCCCAGGCUUUGUCCACAUUCAGAUUAUUGAGCAAGUUGUGCGCAGGCUCAAUGACGCCAUUGCGAACUGGAAGCCACGGAAGAAACAGCACAAUCUUUUGCACCUCUGGCUUUUCCCAUGGCUGGAACAUCUUCCUGCCCAUCAUCUCGACCCAAAAGGGACUGGCAUUGUGGCGGACGUCCGUCGCAAGUUCAGGCAGCUUAUUGAUGUUUGGGAGUUCGAUCGUGGUGUUAUCCCGGGCAUCCGACAGUGGAAGGAUGUUUUCCGACCAAGCAAGGAACAGGACCAGUGGCGGCCGCUGGUCAUGCACCAUAUCCUCCCUAGCAUGGCCCGGUUCUUGCGUAGGAACUUUCGUGUAGACCCCAGCGAUCAGGAGCCGUACCUCGCGAUGCUUCAGGGCGCGCUGGAGUGGACCACAAUCAUCUCGACUUCAAUGGUGGCAGAGGUGGUAGCAGCAGAGGUGUUCCCGAUGUGGCACAACCUCCUUCACGCGUGGAUAACCAGCCCCGAUGUCAACUUCGUCGAGCUAGGAGAUUGGUACAUGUGGUGGCAUGAUGAAGCAUUACCUGCUGAGAUCACAUCGCACCCGACGAUCAUGGCCGAGUUCGAAAAGGGCACCGAUUUGAUUGAGACAGCUCUAGACCUUGGCGACGAAGCUCUUUCGACAGGUAAGCUGCCACUUCCAGAUGAUAAACAUGACCGUCACAAUGCCGACAGGCCGCACCAUCGUCAGCAGCACGGCGAGCAACCACGGCAGGGUGGUAAUGGGGCCACUGCUGAGCGGCCCAAGAAUUUCCGAAUGCUUGUUGAGAACUGGUGCCAGGAAAACGACUUGCAGUUUGUCCCUGUGCGCAAGGCCAACGAACAAGGCCGACACUACUUCCGCAUCACGGCACGGAUGGAUGGCAAAGGUGGCGUGCUGGCACAUUUUACUGUGGAUGCAGCAAAUACUGGUGUCAGUGGAGGGUCUGGAGGUGGUGUUCUCGGUUCUGCUGGCGCCACCGACGGCGGCGUACUGGUGGUUGAGUCGCGAAAGUCGAAGUUCCAGCUUAGUCGAGAAAAGCUGGUGGAUCCAAAUUCGGCCAGUGGCGGCAAUAGCGCGGAAUGGACAUCGCUUCUCGAUCUCCUCUACUCCGACGCUUAA